AUGGAUUUUUGGUCCCGCCUCCUGAGCCAUACCUCGCUAUCGUCGAGCACCUCACGAAGGGAUGCCGCGCGAGACCCCGCCAAACGUCUUCAUAGAUUUGAAAGAGAAUACGGCCAGCUUUUGCAAAUAUGGCGCAACUCCUCCAACCUAUCUCGAGACUACGAAGCCGCCGAGAAGCUCGAGAUCCGCCUCCACGAACUCACCACCAUCCUCAGCGACGAGAGCAGACGCCCCCUGCCCCACCCCUGCAUCCAGUUCGCCUCGAUCAAGCAGAUCUACGUACCCAUCGCCAAAGUAGCCACGACAUCGUACAACGAAUGGAUCAUCAAAGAAGCCGUGAACUUCUUCGCUACCCUCAUCGAGAGCGAGGAAGAGGCAUUUGUCGAGAAUGCCAACUUCUCCUCAAGUCUGACGAACCUCCUCGUGCGCAUCACGGGCCAGAAUAGCGUUCGGCUCGGCCAUGACACCGAGGCCAAGGUCGUCGAGCUCGCCUUCAACAUCACGACGAAGAUCCGACUCCAGCCGCGCAUCCUCGACGUCUGGUUCAAGACGCAACAGCUCUCUCAACAUGACAACAGACGCCUUGAUGACCGUGAGCGGUUCGCCGGCAGGACCCAGAAGCAAGACUUCCCCCUGUUCUACAUAUUGAUGGACUACAUUCAACACGAGGGCAGGGUUGGCGACUUUGCGAGGACGGGACUGCUCUACAUUAUUGAGUCGGCGUCCAACUCGGUGGCUCUCGAGCAGUGGAUUGUGGAAAGUGACCUGUCCACGCUGAUGGCUACUGGCCUGGGUGCUCUGUAUAGCCAGCUUAGCAGGAAGCUCGUCAUCGAUCAUCUCCCUCACGAGCUGCCCCCCGUUCUCGCCCUGUCUGAUUAUCAGCAUCCGACGUCAAACUACGAAAUCGUAGCAUCCUGCUCUCCGGAUUUCCAGGCCCACCUCGAGACUUUCCUCUCCCAUUUGCUCUUCUGGCAAGAUGUGUUGAACCACUGCAAGUCAAUCGAGGUCAAAUCAACAUUGUUGGAACAUUUCCAAGUAAUCUUCCUUCAGCAACUUUUAUACCCCUCGCUUCUCGAGUCUUCCGAUAUCGAUGGUGGCUCUUCCGUCGCAGUCAUCACUUAUCUCCGCCGAAUUCUCGAGUCCCUCGACCAUCCCGACAUGAUCAAUCUCAUCCUCCACUACCUCCUCGCCCUUCCCCACCCUGGUUCGGGUUCGGCGUCAUCACGAGUGCAGCCCACCAACAACACCACCGUCAGCGACGCCCGAAAGCGCAAGUCUAUGGACCUUGCGACGAUGAUGGCCGAAAAGUCCGACCUCUCCUCCGUCACGCCUCUCCUCUUCAACCUCGUCGACCUCACGCUCGCCUGCCUUCGGUCGCACAGCCAGCAAACCAUACACGUUACCCUCCAACUAGUCUCCGCCAUCCUCAAGCGCCACCACCGCUACGCUGUCCUCACCCUUCUCCGAACCGAGAGCCUUCACGACGAGUCGAGCCACAGAACCACAGGUGCCCACGAUCAAGAAGUCGAGUACCUCAUGACCCUUGCCGGGUCCAUUGGCGGCCAGGACAACUUUGACGAGGUGUAUGACAAUGUCCUCAAGGACGCCAUGACUCGGUUGGAGAGCCACCCUUGCUCGCUCAAACUGGUGGCGCCCAAGGUGUCGACGAAUAAUCAUGAGCUGCCCGCGAUUCCCGAUAGCCUGCCGGGAGCGCCGCCGGAUGUGAAGGCACAUACGCUACAGCCGGAUGAUCCUUUGCUCACGACGCUGUUGGACAUACUCGAGAAGUUCUUUAUUAACCCUGUCGACACGAAUCUGUCGGUCACGGAAACCUUGACAGAUUUGGCUAUUUGCGGGUAUAUGGGAAUAGAAGGAUGGAUGCUUCGGCACCCGAAAUACUAUAGUUAUGAUGAGGAUGAAGAAGUCGAAGAGGCUUCUGGUUUCGUGCCUGGGGGCUCGCGGGACACGGAUUCUCCGGAAUACGAGGCUGCACAUCGAGCCGCAUCUCGGCGCCUCUGUCGAAAGCGACCGAGGUGGGAAUCAACGGGACUCCCUCGCCUUCUCGUCAUCCUGAAGCGUCUCUGCGACCAGGUAGCGGGAUACCGCGAGUCAGUCCCCCGCUUCGACGAUCUCCUCCAGCAACGUCGCGAAGCUUUCCAAACUGCGGACUCGGCGCCCGUACUCCCUACUCCGCAGCCCAAGAAAGGCGGCAGCCAGGCUCCGGCGUCGCAUCACACGCCCGACCGAGCGAGCAUGGACGAUCCCCGUAGUGACUCUCCAGCUAGGCCAUCCGCGCUGGAAGGGUUCGCGCAGAGACUCCUAUCCGAACUUGGCACGCCCUCGAGGUCGGGAAGUCCCCGCGGCCGGAAAGAACCCAGCAAGACGACACCAUCACAGGGUCCGUCGGGCCUCUCCGGCGGAUACGGAAUCGGGACGCCGACAAUGACGCCGACCAAAGGUGUGCCCGUGCCGCCGAAGGAGUUUCCCUUGAACUACGAUGCUCCAUCGCGUAGCGGGGGUGUGGGAAGGAGUUAUUCUCCUGGAAGCACCACCAGCGGAAGAGAUGACUACACGGGCAAGGAUCCUACGGUGGCGAGCCAGAUGGCUGCUUUUGCGGCAAUUGAUCAGAGCAUACUCGCGAGGCGGGUGGGCAUCCCAGGGAGGACGCCGGCGGUACCCCUCGACCUUGGCAAAACCUUGGACUCUGAAACCUCGGCCCCGGUUGAGGCACAGGCUCAGGCUCCGGAAGGGGAUGCUGUUGCCCCUAGCGAGGGCAGUAGCGGCGGCGACGAAGCGAUCGCGGGAACAGCCGAGCCGGUGGAGGAGGAGAUUACGGUUUCGGUGUCGCAUGUUCUUACGAAUGCGUUGAUAUUACAGUCGUUCCUGAUGGAACUUGCGGGGCUAAUACAGGUGCGGGCGGGGUUGUUCAACGAGGUGCGGUUCGUGUAG
This is a messenger RNA of Scedosporium apiospermum, 2949 nucleotides long. RefSeq lists its product as uncharacterized. Lineage: Eukaryota; Fungi; Ascomycota; Sordariomycetes; Microascales; Microascaceae. The coding region runs from base 1 to 2949 and encodes 982 amino acids. The transcript is spliced from 4 exons. The record is from RefSeq and is a predicted model, not a curated record.